Molecule: messenger RNA, 2427 nt
Organism: Hypanus sabinus (Atlantic stingray)
Lineage: Eukaryota; Metazoa; Chordata; Chondrichthyes; Myliobatiformes; Dasyatidae
Gene: nlgn4xa
Product: neuroligin 4 X-linked a
Exons: 5
Coding region: 1-2427 (808 amino acids)
Biological process (GO): neuron cell-cell adhesion; presynaptic membrane assembly; chemical synaptic transmission
Cellular component (GO): synapse; cell surface; postsynaptic specialization membrane
Molecular function (GO): signaling receptor activity; neurexin family protein binding
Source: RefSeq, a predicted model, not a curated record
AUGUCCAACCCAAAUGGCCUACCUUGGCUCACAUUUGUUCUUGCCCCUGCUUUGAAUGUGAACAACCUGCUCUGGAUAACGAGUGUCGUCGUACGCAUCGCCUUUCUCAGCUGUCAGGAAAACUACCCCAUUGUCACCACAAACUAUGGGAAGCUAAGGGGAGUAAGAAUACCGCUAGUCAAUGAUAUCUUGGGCCCCGUUGACCAGUACCUCGGAAUACCGUAUGCCUCAGCUCCCACGGGUGAGAGGCGCUUCCAGCAUCCUGAGUCUCCCUCCUCCUGGACUGGCGUCAGGAAUGCCACUCAUUUCGCCCCAGUCUGCCCACAAAACAUUCUCGGCUUUUUGCCCGACGUCAUGCUCCCUGUUUGGUUCACCUCCAACUUGGAUAAUGUGGCCAAUUUCAUCCAAGACCAGAGCGAGGACUGCCUUUACCUGAAUGUCUAUGUCCCAACUGAGAAUGAUAUACAUGACAGUGGUCCCAAGCCGGUGAUGGUGUACAUCCACGGUGGAUCAUACAUGGAGAGCACCGGUAACCUGAUUGAUGGCAGCGUCCUGGCAAGUUAUGGCAAUGUCAUCGUGGUCACACUCAACUACAGGCUGGGAGUGUUAGGCUUUCUGAGCACAGGUGACCAAGCUGCCAAAGGGAAUUAUGGGUUGCUUGACCAGAUCCAAGCACUGAGGUGGAUUAGUGAAAAUAUUGGGGCGUUUGGAGGAGACUCGAUGCGAAUUACUGUCUUUGGUUCCGGUGCUGGAGCCUCCUGUGUAAGCCUGUUGACGCUAUCCCAUUAUUCAGAAGGUCUCUUCCAGAAGGCGAUAAUCCAGAGCGGGACAGCCUUGUCCAGCUGGGCAGUGAAUUACCAGCCUGCCAAGUACACUCGCCUGCUUGCUGAGAAGGUUGGCUGUAGCAUGCUCGACACCAUCAACCUGGUGGAGUGCCUACGGAUGAAGACAUACAAGGAACUGAUUGAGCAGGACAUCAUGCCCGCCCGCUACCACAUCGCCUUUGGGCCGGUCAUCGAUGGUGACGUCAUCCCGGACGACCCCCAGAUUCUGAUGGAGCAGGGCGAGUUCCUCAACUAUGACAUCAUGCUGGGCGUCAACCAAGGGGAGGGGCUGAAGUUCGUGGAGAAUAUGGUAGACAACGAGGAUGGAAUUUCGGCCAGUGACUUCGACUUUGCUGUCUCCAACUUUGUGGACAACCUCUACGGUUACCCAGAGGGGAAGGACACCCUGAGGGAGACCAUCAAGUUCAUGUACACGGACUGGGCGGACAAAGAGAACCCGGAGACCCGGCGCAAGACCCUGGUGGCUCUUUUCACCGACCACCAAUGGGUAGCACCGGCGGUGGCAACAGCAGACCUACACGCUCAGUAUGGUUCUCCCACCUACUUCUACGCCUUCUACCACCACUGCCAAAGUGACAUGAAGCCCGGCUGGUCAGAUGCUGCCCACGGAGACGAGGUCCCCUACGUCUUCGGUGUCCCUAUGAUAGGCCCCACUGACCUCUUCCCCUGCAACUUCUCCAAGAACGACGUUAUGCUCAGUGCAGUAGUGAUGACCUAUUGGACCAACUUCGCCAAGACCGGCGAUCCGAAUCAGCCCGUCCCGCAAGACACAAAGUUCAUCCACACGAAGCCGAACCGGUUCGAGGAGGUCGCCUGGUCCAAGUACAACCCGAAGGACCAACUUUACCUGCACAUUGGACUGAAGCCAAGAGUGCGUGAGCACUACCGGGCCACCAAGGUGGCGUUCUGGCUGGAGCUGGUGCCUCACCUGCACAACCUGAACGAGAUCUUCCAGUACGUCUCGACCACCACCAAGGUCCCACAGACGGACUCCACCCCCUUCCCCUACGUGACCCGCAAGCUGUGGACCUCCACCACCAAGCGGCCCCCACUGAGCCCCUCGCACAACCCCAAGCAGGCCAAGGAGACUCGGAAGUCCAACCCGGAGGAGACGACAGUGCUGAUCGAGGACAAGCGGGAUUACUCGACGGAACUGAGCGUGACCAUUGCGGUGGGGGCCUCCUUGCUCUUUCUGAACAUCCUGGCCUUCGCCGCCCUGUACUACAAGAAGGAUAAGCGCCGCCACGAGACCCACCGGAGGCAGAGCCCACCGAGGGGGGCUGCCAAUGACCUGGCCCACCUGCAGAACGAGGACAUCAUGUCGCUGCAGAUGAAGCAGAUGGAGCACGGGCACGAGUGCGAGUCGCUCCAGACCCACGACACCCUGAGGCUGACCUGCCCGCCCGACUACACGCUGACGCUCAGGAGGUCCCCGGACGACAUCCCGCUCAUGACGCCCAACACCAUCACCAUGAUCCCCAACACCCUUGCAGGGAUGCAGCCGUUGCACACGUUCAACACUUUCACCGGAGGCCAGAACAGUACAAACUUGCCCCACGCACAUUCGACGACUCGAGUAUAG